This is a messenger RNA of Anopheles coluzzii, 16129 nucleotides long. RefSeq names its product myb-like protein Q. The coding region runs from base 1177 to 3327 and encodes 716 amino acids. NCBI's taxonomy places the organism in Eukaryota, Metazoa, Arthropoda, Insecta, Diptera, Culicidae. Gene Ontology annotation, biological process: positive regulation of transcription by RNA polymerase II; anatomical structure morphogenesis; cell differentiation. Gene Ontology annotation, molecular function: RNA polymerase II cis-regulatory region sequence-specific DNA binding; DNA-binding transcription factor activity, RNA polymerase II-specific. The transcript is spliced from 3 exons. The record is from RefSeq and is a predicted model, not a curated record.
CGAAAACAUCGAACGAGUGUUCAGUCUCAAAACAACACUUCCCGAGGCGGACGCAAAAACUGCGACCUGCCCGUCCGAAAGGCGUCUUUAGAUUCGCAUCUUAGUAGCAGCAAGCAAGCAGGCAAACACCCCCCAAUUUAGCAAGCAGAAGCACAUCUCGGGGCCACACAUCGGAACAGUCUGCCACUGUUCCGAAACACAAGUAGCUCGCGGUAGUGCGGUUUCAGUGAGCCAGUGCGCCAGUGGCAUCGUCCCCGGCACCGAACGGAACGGCAAUCAUAUUUUUGCAAAACAUUUUCUACACACGCACCUUCGCGUCCUUGCUGCAAGGUUCCGUUCCCGUUAAACUUCCGCCAAGUUCCAAGCGCGUGCGAUAAAGCAACGUAAUUUUUCAAACAAGAAACGAACGUACUGUGUGGUUCAAUGCAUUGCAAGUGAUCAAAAGAAGAAGAAAAGCAGUUUCAGUUAUUUGUUUGUGUGUAUAUGUGUAUGUGUGUGUAUGUGCAUUUGUUCCUGUGUCAUUACGUGGAGUAAAGCGCUACAAAAAAAAAAAAACAAACCAAUACAACAAUCGUGCACACAGUAAAAUUUUAACAAAUUGACGCCUUGCGAGUUAGUUUAAACACAGAUGCAUAAAAAAUGAAAACAACGCAACUCCGGUGCCCGAGUGUAUGUAACGCGUCCAGAGCAAAAGAUUAGUGCGUAGCCGGUAAAGCCGACCCGCUCGACACAGUUCUCCUGAUCCGCGCGAGGAGCAGGUGCAAAUUGCAAAAGAAACGAAAGUGCACAAAAAAAGGGUGAAGAAAGCAGGAAAAGUGCCAGUGUUUUGUGCGUUUUGUGUGCGUGUGUGUGUGUGUUGUAUAUCCCACUAUCCAUCCCUCCGAUGGGUCACGGGCUGCGUGAAAUGUGCGAAAGUAAAGGCUAGCAAGUACAUCGCCGUCUUCUUAGUAGUGUGCAUUAGCGCGUUUUGAAGUACAAAACGUGCGUAGCCAAUUAAUUAUUUUUGCAUUAAUUUUGAUUGUUGGUUUGUUUGCUUGGAGGAGUUUUCUAUCUAAAAGAAGCUAUAGAAAGAGUUCAGUAAAGGGUGAGCGGAAGGAAAUCCGCUCGGUUCCUUCCCCCACAGUGUAGGAAAGUGUGUGGUGACGGGUUUUUCCAUUCUCCGCGGGGGCAGCAGUGAUGAUACCCCAACACAAUCAGGUGAUCAACGCGUUGUCACAGCACGGCAGCGAGAUGGAUACGGUGGUGGUGCAACAGCAACAGCAACAGCAGCUGCAGCAGCAGUACGGCAACAACGCCUCGCCGCCCGUGUUCGGCUCCCAGAUGGUGGAUAAGAACUCCAGCACGCCCUACACCGAUGCAACGCAGACGAAAAAACACAGCCCCGGACACAUCAAGCGGCCGAUGAAUCCGUUCAUGGUGUGGAGCCAGAUCGAGCGGCGCAAGAUUUGCGAGGUGACGCCGGACAUGCACAACGCGGUCAUCUCCAAGAACCUGGGCCAGCGCUGGAAGCAGCUGAGCCCGGAGGAGCGCCAACCGUUCAUCGAGGAGGCGGAGCGCUUGCGCAAGCUGCACACGCAGGAGUACCCCAACUACAAGUACCGUCCAAAGAAGAAGCAGAUCAAGGGUAGUGGUAGUGGUGGCGCAGGUCCGGCAAGCUCCCCCAAGAACGGUUCGUCGUCGUCCUCCUCCUCCUCCUCCUCCACUGGUGCUGGUUCGCCCGCCCUGUCCACGUCCUCCUCGACCGGUUCGCCCGACUCGGUGUCGUCCCGGGACAGCUGCGGUUCGUCCAGUAGUUCCUCCUCGUCGUCCUCGUCGUCGUCGUCCGCCAAAUCUCCGGCUGCGCCGACAGGCAAGCGUAGCCGGACCGCGAGCGGGAAGGUGUCCAAGGGGGGCGCUAGCGGUGGCUCGCUCAAGGGCAAGAAGCAGCUCAUCCUCGACGAGCUGGGCCAGCCGACGAUGGCGGCGGUCGCGACGGCCGCCACCAUGCCGCCCCUAGCGGCGCAGCCCGACUGUUACUCGCUGGCCGCGACCAAGCUGCUGCCGAACUCACCGGAGAGUGCCACGCUGUACGACGAGCGGUCGCUGAUCUCGCCCGAGCCCACGUUUGGCUCGUUCACGGAAGGCACGCCCCUGUUCAUCCGCACGCCCGACCACAGCGUGUUCGCGGUGGACGAAAGCAGCCACUUUGAGCACGAGGCCAAGGGCUUCCGGUACGCGCACGGCGCUACGCCCGAUCUCACCGGGGGAGACAGUGUGGGGAGCCCGCUAGGCCACACCAACCACACCACCUGCUCGACCGCCUCCGCCACCAAUACCACCUCCAGCAGUCCGGCGACCACGGUCACGGUGCAUCACGGUGCGCACGUGCCGUCCUGCAACAGUCCCCUUCCGCAACAGCACCACAAUCAACACCAGCAACACAAUCAGCAGCAACACAACAACAACAACAACAACAACAACAACAGUCUUCAGAUCAACAACAAUCACCUCCAGCAGCAAACGACGCCGUCCGCCAAGUCCGUCUACGCCGACAGCGACGGUGACUGCAUAAAGACGGAGAAGUACUACGAUGACGAUGAGUGUCAGAGUGACCACUUUGGCAGCAUGCUGGAUCUGGAGCCCGGUGUGUGUUUCAGCGACAUUGAGCCCUUCAACGGGCAUUUCACGCUGGCUGAGCCGCAGCACCAGCAGCACCAACAGCAGCAGCAGCACCCACAGCAGCAACAGCAACAGCAGCAGCAGCAGCAGCCACAACAGCAGCAGCAAUCACAACAGUCACACCACCUCAACCAGCAACAGCAGCAGCGGGGCGCACUAGCGAGCUUUAACGAAAUCACCAACGGACAGCAGUGCCACCAGCCGUUGCAGCAGCAGUUGCUGCAACCGUUCCAGUACUCCGAGGCAAACCAGCCCCUGAUUGCCAACAGCCUUCACCAGCAGCAGCAGCACCAGCAACAGCAGCAGCAGCAACAGCACCAGCAGUUCCAGCAGCAUCUGCGCCAGUACACGUGCCAGCAGCUAGCGGUGGAGAAUAUGGGCAGCUUGUCGCUGAUAGCCGAGACGUCCAUUGUGCCCAACUGUCAACCGUCGCCGUCGGUCGACGGGUUCGGUACGCUCGUGGCACUCGACAGCCACAUCAUCGACAGCAUGAGCCAGUCGGACGAUCAGAACCUGCUGGACGGUAUUCUGGACGUGUGCGCCGCCCAGAUGGACUACACGUUCGAGGGCAUGGAAACGGCCUCCUCGUCCAGCGGCUCCCAUCUAGAGUUCAUCGCCGAGGGCAACAGUAUUUUCCUGUCCGAGCAAAACCUCAGCUUCAACGUGUAAAAGCAGCGGCGUCUAUGGUGAACUGGUGAGCGAAAUAUCCUCCAAAAAAAAAAAACAAAAAACAAAAGAACCUUUCCUCACUACUCACACACACAUCUAUACAAAUCAAAACUUUUCCCCCACACACCAACAAACAUACACAUAAAUAUAUAUACCAACACACGGGUGCAUAGUAGAGAAAGGGAUUUGAGCCUUCGUAGUCUUGGAAUUUAUUAUCCACAAAGAAGGGGAAAAGUAAAAACAGAUGCAAAGUAGACACUUUGUUAUCAUUUAUCACAACAAACAAAAUGAGAAAGCGAGAGAGAGACAGAGAGAGAGAAGAGGAAAAAGAGACAGAGAGAGUAAGGUAAAAGAGCAGACAAAGAAAAAAGGAAGCGUAAGAAGGGAAAAAAUAAGUGCUUUAUCAGAUGAGGUGCAUGAUUGUAAAGAAAGUGCGUGAGUGCGAGAGAGCAAGUGAGAAAGAGUGCGUGAGUAUGUGUGAGUUUGUGUGUGUAAGCGUACAGUAACAGAAUGAUCUAGAACCCUAAGGAAAACUUAAAAUAUAGCCAGAAAAUGCGCGUUAGUGCGCGUGUUUGUCAAGUAUGCAAUAUAACAAAACCAUAAAGCAAAACAACACUAAGUAAGAAAACAAGCAAAGAGUUCAGAAAAUUGAAUCGAGAAAGAAAGAAAGUCCAUCGGAUUGCAAAUCGCUAAAGAUACAAAUGAAACAAAAUGGAAAUAAAACGAAACCGUAAACAAAACACACAAACCGAGCGACUCAGAGCUUACAGAAAAAUAGGAAAAGAAAACCACAUACAAACACAGCGACAUUCACAGAAAGAAAAGUGAUCGGAGAACGUUUGACGUUAAGAGAGUACGAUGCAUAGCUGGUUGAAGAAAAAAAAGGAUGCUAACAUAAGUGGUGAGUUUGUGGAUGAGGUGCGGACGUGCUUUUCAAAUGGUAACUCUGGGCAGCAAUCUUGCGCUUGUGUUCCUGUUUGCGAUCAAAUUAUUCGAUAUGGAGUGCCGAUUUUGAGCGGAACAAAUUCCACGCAGCCGAUGGCGAAGUGGGGCAUCAAUGUGGAUCGGUACGGGUUUGGAAAAGGGAUGGAAUUUUGGGGUUCGCAGCGUCGCGUACAGUUUUGUAAUUAAAAAUAGCUCACGUACUUGCUGGUAGCCGAACUGAAGAAAAAAGUGGCGUUGUGAUUAAAAUUGUACUGCUGUAUGGAAUAUAGGACGGCAGCGGGUGAGCAAUUUGGCUGUCUUAUCCUCCGGGUUUCCGAGUGGAAUCCAAAUGAUUGGAAUCGCUGUCCAAGGUGUUCUAAUAGAGUGAGAUUUAUUUGUAAAUAGCUCAUCGUUAGGGUCGCUGUGUGUAUGUUUUAUUGCCGGUUUGGACCUCACGCCACGGGUUUGGAAAAUUCCAUUCCACAGCAAUUGAAAAAUAUAAACUGGUUUACGGUAAAGCAGCGUGUAGCGAAGAUGCAUCCUGCCGGUCCGGUAUGGAAUUUAGCAAAAAUGACUAUUGUGAUGGAGCAAACAACUUCCCCACAGUACUUACUCGCUCCUUCGGGGGGAACCUACUGACAGGGAACUGCACAGCAUUCCCUGAUAAAGGUGGAACAAUUUGAUUAAUGUAAUACCCAGCUUCCAGUCCCGGAAGGCGCAGCCACGAGGCUGGUGUAAAAGAGGUGUUUUAUUAAAUUUCUUUCACGCUCCUGCAAACAAGAAGCGUACCGUGAAGCAUCGGCUAAUGGAAAAAAAAAAACACGCGGCAUGCCUGCCUGCUAUCCUGCCUGGCCCGAUAGUGGCUGGCUGGCUGGGCUAAGCAGCAAUACGGGUACAUUAUCCUAUUUUCGUCCAAUUUCUACAAUUUCUUUCCAACUUACGGUGAAAGAAGCGGUUUGCGGAAGGCGAAGAAGGAGGUUGGAUAAAAAUUUCAGAUUCCACUGCGAAUCGCUUGAAUCGGUUUUACCCCAACCGUUUGUUAGUUCGCCAGUCCCGUGCUCUUCGACCCAGUUUCUCCCGGUUCGCCAUAUAGCCCUUUCACGGAAUAAUCGAAAUUCAGCCACCAAAACGCACCAAAUCAGGAUAUGCACGGAACCCCCCGGGGCACUUUCGGACGAACGGAGAUAUUGAAAAACUGCCCGAAGGAUCGGCGGGCAUUGGGUUUAUUAUUCCUCUGUGCCCUGGGAGCCAGUGGGUCCUGGUUAUAUGGGGUUUUUUGCCUUUCAUUUUGGGUUUGGCACACACACACACACACAAAAGAAAAUGUUACUCUACAUUGGUUUUUAUUCGGUUUUUAUGUGUAUGUGUGUGUGCGUACACAAACCCAGAGCCAAUUUCCAGAUGGCAGCGCCACUGCUUGGAAGGAAAUUGUGUUCCCACUUGCCUUCCGAUCCUUCCCAAUCGCUCAUCUCAUCGGCAAUGUGUUUUGCAGCGUUUUCCUGGGAGCCCAUUUUUUCUUUCUUUCUUCGCUGGUUGCUUAUGUUGGCUGCUUGCGUCCCAUGGAACGGUUUUUCGUUCUUCUUCCAAUCGUGAUACUUCCUUUUCCACCCAAGGGCGCUGUCGAAGUGCUUUACACUUCACCAAUCACGAUCAUUUGGGGGAAACGACCUGCAAACAGGGAUGAUUGAGCAUUACGAGCAAUUUCAUCGACAUCGGGGUGGAAAUCGAACCGGCCAGCUGGUGUGUGUUUUUCUCGCCUUCGGGAUAAGCGUAAGUUUGAUUAUGGCUCUUGAUGUCGACAGGCAAGAUGCAAACUUCAUUUUGUUGAUGUGCGCUAGGAAGGACCGGGAGACUUUCACACGCCACGACGGAUGUUCAGUAUGAUCGACUAAGGAAGCCCACUGUCGAAUGUUUAAAGUCAUGCUUGACUGGCCUUUGAAUGGUCCAAUUAUUGACUUGCUGUUUGAAAAUAGUCAAGAAAACGAUUUAUCAGAAGUUGAGUAUUUUGUAUCGGAAGAACAUUCUGCCAGUACAGAGCAUCUAAAACAUUCACACUUUAGCACACGUUAGCCACGUAACGAAGCCACCCGUGCAUCCUUUAACCAUUUUCGUUAGCCAGCUUUUAUGUACAGAGCAGGAAGUAGAACUAUAAGAUUUUUCCUCAUUUCUAAGAACUAGCUGUUGAUGUUAUACAUUAUGUUAAAGCACUGUAUAUUGAAUAAUGUUGGUUUAGAGUUAUAUAUUCUUGGUCGCAACUUUUUGUUCGUGCUGUAUUCUAAAUGGGUCAUUAUUUCUUUCAACCAUGUGAGAUCCUUCUGUCAGGGUUGAAUACGUUCAGGUAGAGUGUAAUAAGUAAGGAUUACUUUGGAACAUUAAUGCUAACCAUAUUCUUUACCAUCAAUAUUCUACGUUAGGACUGCUAUCUUACUCUCUAUAAGACGGUGCAUACUUUGAAUGCAUUAAAACCUAGUAUCCAUCACACACACAUACACACACAUACACACACACACACACACACACACACACACACACACAUACACACACACACACACACACACACACACACACACACACACACACACACACACACACACACACACACACACACACACACACACACACACACACACACACACACACUUUUUACGUUUUAAAGUCGCCUUCAAUACAGUCACAAAAAUGACUUCAAUUGAGGGUAAAUUAGGUAUGAAGAAGACAGAGAAUACAACCUUCCACAAACACACACAAACACGCAAACAGUCAUUUGAACUAGAAUUAACACGAACGUUGAGUGGACGAGUGCGAACGAGAGAGACCGUGGUAAACUUGUAGAUAUGAAAAUAAAGAAAAUAAGCUGAAUAUGUGAUUAAAAGUAAUGGAUUAAGGCACACAGGCAUAGGCCAGCAGUGCACUUGCGUUGUGCAAUGUACGGGCAAGUAGUGCGAACGAGCGGAAGGAUGAGAGACGGACGGUUAAAAUGGUUUAGCUAUAACGUUUGUGUAAAGUUUGCGCGAGAUGCGCGUAAGCGCGUAGUGCGGUAAGUGAUUAGUGUGUAAGUGCGCAAAGUAACCAAAAUUUGGCGACACAAAGACGCAAAACCUAGGAGAUAAGCCCACCCAGAGGAGAGGAAUAACCAAUACAAUAGAAUAGAAGAACAAACAAGUAGGAGAAACUACAUUUCGUGUAGCAAGUGUGCCAAAAACACCACUUGCAAAAGUCCUAUUGGUUAUUAAUCAGCCGGUUAAGGUAAGACUAUUCACAUGCCCAUACACUCUAGCCCUAUGCAAGAGGAGAGCUAGAAAAUGGAACAGGCAAGCGUUUCCCUUAUUGUUCGUUUCUCGUUUGAUUGGUGGUCGGUGAAUUCGCUGGCUGGAACAAUUACAACUAGUUUUACUAAUGUUACCCUUCUGAAGCCGCCAUUUCGUCCGUGGGGACACUUUGCAGACGAUCGAGCGAAAUUCAGGCACGUACACACGUACACACACACACACACCCACAAAGAAACAAUCACAGACAGAUAAGCGUUACAAAUCAAAUGUUUCUUUUCGUUGUUAGAUAAGGUAUUACUACUAAUUAUAGUUACUAUUACGCUGGUACUAUUAUAACUCUAUGAUAAUCAAUGCAGCCAUGUUUGCAAUGAAGAAUGAAGCAUCAAUCAAAUACCUAAAGCAUUGUUUUUAUUUUAUUUUAUUUAUCUGUGUUUUUGUUUUGUUUGUUUCUUGUUUGUCACAAUUUUUCCGCCGAUUGAAUUGGAAGAAAAAGUAAUAUUGGUUUUGAAUAGUUCGCUCGAUUUAGGGUUUGAGUUUUCAGGGUCGUUGUCCGGUUGUUUUUGUUCUCUCUUUUCUCGUUUGUUUGGUAUGUUUCAGGACUUUUUUUUCUGUUCAGCAUCCGAGAUCGACUGUUUUCGUGGUUAUUUUAGAAAACCGGAGGUUGCACUAUGAGCAACAUUUAUAAAACAAUUAAGUGGUUAUAAUUGCUUUUUCAAUGUUUAUUUAUAGUUCCAUUUUUUAUACUUUUUUUCUAAAAAUUUAGUUUUUUUGUACUAUUUCGGAAUUACUUUGCAUUCAAUUUAUGACAGCGAAAUAAGAGUUUCUAUCACUCCAUUUGUAGUGUUAUCAUAAACAGGAUUUACAACAUGCAUAUGUCUGAAGAAAAGAAACAGACGAAUCGGCGAACAAUAAUAUCAACAUGUAUUGAGAAAACGUUCAUAAUUGCAGCUAGUAAAAGCGACAGCUAAAAAAAGGACUGUUAUCAGUUGAAAUCCUCAAAGUCAGGGGUCUUCAAAACUUGUGUGUUUACCCACAAUUCUAACGAAUGAACGUUCAAUUCUUUCUUUGAUGAAAAAUAUAAUCUGAAAAUGUCAAAUUUGUAAGGCUUUUCAGUUUUGAAAAUUUUAGUUUCUUGUUGAAAUCCGCAAAGAAAAUUUCAAAAAUUACAGAUUAUUUAUUUCAUUUGAAUAAAACUGUCUUCGAUUCAAAAGCUUUCGAGAGCCGUUUUAGGCCCCUGUUGAAGACCCCUGAUCAAGCAAUAUUUCCCGAAGCAACAGUUAAUCAUAGAAAAAAGCAGCAAACAUUUUACAAAGUAGAAAAAACUGGGCACAUGUUUUCACUCUCAGCGACAUUUCGUUCAUACAAAAAACAAAGACAUCCAUGGCAUUUCAAACAACGAACAAUGUUAAAGGGUAUAGAAUCUUUUUCAUAGCCUUGCUGGAUUCUUUCGCUGGAUCGGUUCGAAACGGUCCCAGUCGGUUGAACGUUUGGCGGGCGUUUUCAAUACCCGGUAAAAACAAUGGGCACACGCAUCUAAAACAAGAAAACAGAAAAAAAGACGAAACAAAACUUUAAACGAAAUAAAACAAAACAAAAACACACAAGAGCAUCUACAGCAAGGUUCAAAUCAAACGCAAACGCAAAACAAAACGGUUUUACUUAUAGUAGUAAACAGGAAGCGUACAUGUGGGUGAGAAAAAAAGCAAAUGAAACAAAUUACAAAACUCAGGAAAAAUUAUUGCAAAAAUAGCAAAACUUUAUGGUAAUAAAAUUGACAGCAACUACCGCAACACGAAGUAGGGGAACGGAACAAACGAAUGCUAAUAGUUUAGGUUCCCAUUUUUAACCUCAGCAAGCCCCUAUUACAUAAACGGAGCGCAAAGUGACCGUGUCGAUACACACGGCAGUGUUGAGAGUGUGGAACGAAAGGAGUGAAGAAAAAAAAAAAACGUCACCAGGGUAGUCGGUCGUCCUACGGUCACUUUGCCGGUACAUAGCACUACAACUACGAAAUAGCAGUGAAGCAGCUCAAGCAAACAACAACAACAACCACUACUACUACAACAACUACUAUUAAAACCACAGUUCACUAACAAACAAAAGCGCAAGUGAUAAACCGAAACCAAAUGGUCCUUUUUUGCAGGAUGUAUGUAAAACGUAGUGUAACACUUAAACUAAACGCAACGCAACGUGAUCCCAAACAGAAACCUCUCUCGGAAUAAUCCUGGUGCGGCCGAAAUGGCACGGGCGCGGUAGCAAAACAGUUCUUCAUUCCUGGGUGUUAAAAUAAACUAAUCGCAUACAACCAACACAACUGGGCACGAAUGUAUCAUUCGGAUCCGGGCAAACUAAAACUAGAAGAAUAACAAUACACUUUUCAAAACCAUAGCGCCGUUGGUAGGAGUCCAUCGGGAUGAGACGGUGUUCGCUCCAUUGUGCACAUACAUUUCAGUACACACAAAUGCAAACAUAAUUGCACAAUCAUCGGAGGGAAAAUUAAGGAAAAAAUCUAAAUUUUACCCGUGAACAAAUCACAUCACACAACGGAAAGAAUGUCAAAAAGAAAGGAUGUGAUUCUCAAUCGUGGAGUUGUUUUUUUUAUCGGUUGUGAAGUGUCCGAAGCACAUUCGGAACAAUAGUUCCAUCAAAAUAAUGUAAAGCAAUCUGGUUUUCCGAAUGUUUGAAGCAAAAUUCAACCCAAGCCGAGAUUUCAUUCACAAGAUGCAAUUGAACGAUUUCGGGUUUUGUGUCUUUGUCUCAGGGAGCAUCCUGCAGCAAAGCGUCGAAUGGAACUAAAUUUUAAAUCAAUCACACAACACAUUCUCAACAAAGUGGAGGGGCGUUUUUUUUCUUUUUCUUUGUUUUUCAUACAACUAUUCUCUUAAAGGAUACUGGAUAUAUAACAAGUAAAAACAAAAAGUCAAGUAGUGACAGAGCAGCAAAAAAUCAAUCGUGUUAGUGUCGGUGUUAGUAGUGUAUUCUUGGCUAUAACAUAACGUAACGCAACGCUAGGUUUAUCGAACCUUUGCACAAGGUGGCAUAGUAGGGAAGGUUAAUACAACAAAACAAGGCUUAAAGUUUACAGAUGUAUAUGUGCUAUUUCUUACAAUUAAGGGAAAAGUAAGGAGAGAAACCAUGAAGCAAAGCAAAAGCGUACAGAUACUGUACGCAUAAUGAACACGCGUACGCCUCUGAUUCGUGAUGAUCCCCGAUCUCCCAUUCUGGUCCAGAUCAUCCAGCGUUUGAAGUGCAACGAUGACUGCAAGACUGAAUACUCCCAACACAGCAACUAGCAACGAGAUGGAUUGGAUUUCUGUUAGUGCUUUUUCCCCCGGGUGUCUAACAAUGUAUUUUUUCUCACUCGCUGAAGUGAAUGUUAUUUUCAACCGAUAAACGGUAGCUUUGGCGAUUAGCAUCAAUUUUUCCCCAGCAACCCGGUAUCAUAUGAAGGAAGAAUGUUCCAAUAAUGGAUACUCUUAUUGCGUUUGGUGGUAUGCUUUAAUUCAGUAAAGUAUUGUUUUGUUCUUGAGUUUCUUAAAUUCAAAUGAUCUCAUUUCACUACUACAGGUAAUCGCACCGCAGUCAACUCUUUAACUGACAAUCUCAAAUUGUUUUUUUUUUUUAAUCCUCGAUCGAUUCAUCAAUCUACAGCAAUGAACAAUUAAUGACGUCUAGAACAAAGACAUAGCUUUGAAGUUUUUGUGAGCGAGAUCAAUUGAAGUAAAAAUAAUUAAAAGGGAGGAAUCUAGUGUGAGUUUAGUGUGUUAAACGUGUGCUUAACGAGGAAUGCAACGGACAAGAAUAUGAACGUUAUUAGAGCACAAGCAAACCCCAUUUGCCGAUUGGGACAAACAUUUGUAGCAUAGGGAAUUAGCAACACGGCAAACCGAGCGAGGUUUGACGGCAAACAAAUGAAUAAAAUAUUCAGGUAUCUAAACAGGCUGUGAAAUAGUCUAUUUGUUUAUUAUAGGUUUUAUUGAUCAUGUUUGAAGUCAGGCGUGUGUUUGUAUACGUGUUUGUAUUUUAGUAUAAGUUUCUUUCGUUUCUUUUUUCGUACAUUGUUUAAGGUUUCGUUCGACUGAAAGACAUUUACUGUCUUCGUCCCUUUCUUUCGAAUUUUUGGGUACAUAAACGAAGGAGGAUGAGGUUUGGUUUAUUCAAAAAAUAUUAAAUGUUAAAAAAAAACAAUUUGAUGUUUAACGUUUUCAAUAACAACAAAACAAAAAAAAACUGUAAUCAAAACCAGACCAGUCAAAUAAAACGAAAGCAAGAUUUUAGAACAAACAAAAACAAAAACAAAGAGAUAAAUUUAGUCAAGGACAUUUUAAGCAAAACAAUCUACAAUCUGAGCAGAUAGAUUAAAAAAGAACAAAGUAACAAAACCAAUCACGAAAUAACAACACAAAACUGCCAACCGAACAAACCACGUAAAACGAUGCAUUUGAUUUAAAUUUAUAAUCAUAGUUUUGGCCCAUCCUUUUGUAUAACACAUGCAUGUGCUGAGGUUGGUUUAUAAGAUGUUCUGUUUCAGAAUAUGAAUUAAAUUUAAAACAAAAUCACAUAAUUUCCCAACUCAAUCAAACAUAAAGCUCUUUGUGCUUUGUCUGUGAAAUUUUAGAAAUAUAAUCAAACCAUUUUUAAGCGUGUGACAUUCUUGAUUUUUUAAUAUCACUCACAGUAUACCUAAUAUCAGAGCAUUGAAUUGAAUCAAACAAAACGGGGGCAAUAACUAGAGGCAAAAAGAAAUUUUUAUCCAACAGAUGGCAGCGUUUUCAAGCGUUUUGUUUAUAAUUGAUAUUACAUUGUUUUUGAAGAUUUUGUUAGAGUGUCAUCGUUAUCGCAUGCGAUACACUGGAAGAUGUAGUGAACUUGAAAUUACAAGCAACAUACUUAGCAGCAGAAGGCACAGGAAACAGGAGUGGCAAAGGGCAAGCAAACUAUUAUGGUUGAUAACGCAUAACAUAAUCGUAAACAUCGCUUUCAAUGUGUAGUGAACCGUUUCUUUCAUAUUAAGACUAACAGAAUAAUCUAGCAUACGCGCAUAAGUUAUACACUAUACAAAAUGUUGAAUUGAGUGAUAUGGAAUAUAUUAUUAUUAGAAGAAACAAACACUCAACACUGUGGAUGUGUGUAUGUGCGAGCUGAAGUUAAUCAAUUCACCACACACGAUGUAUCCUCCUGGUUCUUUCUGUGCAUUGCCGGGACGUAGGAACAGUUCGAUAGUUCACAACACGUUCCGCAUACAACUUGUAUCGAAAAGAUCGAGUGGUGGAAUGGAAAACAGUUAUUAGGAGGAGGAGUUUUUAAAAUACCAUACUAAAUGAAAAGGAAGCAAGAUAAACAUCACAUACUAUAUUAAUCGAAACGAAACAAAAACAAAUCAUUAAAUGUCUAUUUAUAUAUUUACAAAACAACAAACAAAUCAGAAAACAAAACAAUUAAAACCGUAGUGCAAGAUUGUGUAAAAGAAAGAUAACACUAAAGCAGUAAACUAAAACAAACAACCAGGAGCAAGUACACUAGAAUAUAAUAAUAAAUAUUGAUAUUAUUAUAUUACUAAUAAAAGGAUAAUGAUUAUUACUAACCUUCACGCAACAUCCAAGUAGAGUUUGAUGGUGAUUGUUUCAAUAAAUGUAUGUUGCAGUAAAGGUCGGCAAGACAUUGGAGGGAACUAUUCGACUGCAUCGACAUGACGAAUGAGAAAAGUAACGAGCAUUCACUUCACGAGAAGCACUGGAAAUAUCAUUGGAUAACUUUGCCAAGCAGCUUAAAAAUGGUUAAUAAUUCAUUUUGAACAAGAUAAUAAUCAUAGUACGAAGUCAUCAUUCGACGGGAGGAAAAACCAAACGGCAAACUUAAUCACAAAACAAACAAAAAACUGAGAGUGAAUAUUUACAGCUAAACUAAUUGAAACAAAUACAAACAUCAAAGUGACUGAGCAUCUCAUACAAAAUGUGUGUCUGUCCGUCAGUUUGCUCGAAGUUGUUCUAAUGGAGCUUUUGAAUGUGGAACGCAAACUGGCAGUGCAAGAGAUCGUUUUGCCCGAGCCAAACGAGACGGUGUGUCUUAACAGUGAAGUAAUUCAGGUUGCAUCGAAAACAUAGGCUCGAGCAACCUCAGAGCAAUGUCUCGUAUAGGGACGUAUGUAGAGUUGCAAGUGGUAAGUCGCGAUGGUAGAAGCAGGAAGUUUCGCCCCCUCCCCGUGGAAAUGCAAGGCGCUGGGGGUAUGGGGAGGGAGCGUAUGUUUGUACAUUUUGUAGCUAAAGAUACUGAGCAUUGGAACCGAACUGUUGUUAAUCCCUUUUGCUCGGGCGUUGUUUGUUCUUUUUUGUCGUGGUUCGUGGGGCAGUGCUGAUGGGAGAAAUUAUUGGCAGUUGGCAAUGGAAACGUUGUUUCCGUUCAAACGGCAUCGCAAUACGAUGGGGUUUUGGAAUAGGAAGUUGUUUGAACCGGGUGCUAAAAAUUAGGUCCAAAAGAAAAAAAACAAAACGAUAAAUUUACACAAGCAAACCAGAAACGGCAACCGAUCAUAGAAACCAAGCAGAAACGAAGCAGAAAACGAACACUAUUGUCCACUCGGGACAUGCACAAACAAAUUUACCAGAGCAAAAGCGUAGAACUAAUAGGGUGGAAAGGUUUUCUAGGCAAUCCGAUUGUUCGUGUGGGGAUACUGAUCCAGCAAAACUUAUGAAAAAUACCAAAAACAAAAACAAAAAUACACGUAUUCGCAAACAAACUAGAAGGAACAUUCAAUUGUUAGGCUGCAGAACGAUUUUGGCAGACAUGCAUAUUGUGAAUGGCAAACGAAACGAAAGCAUACAGCAUACAGCAAAAAGAAUGAUUUGACGGAUAGCGAACAUAGAAAAGAAUGCAAAGAAAGUAGGUAUUGUCGAUGACGGUUUCAUAAAGAAAAGGAAUGGUUUUUAAAAACUAGUCGACAGUUCGUCUAGAAAUUGGUGUGCUAGUACGUAAAGGAAUCGAACGGCAUUAAUUCACGUAACUCUAGCAAUGUGAAUUAGCAAAAGUUAAAGCAACGAGUUUCAGUGCAACACAUAAAGAGGAAUAUUUAACCCCAUAAUAACGCCACUGCUCUUGUGAAACGGCCGCAGCAGCUUGCGGAGGGUGCUACUUUACAACACAACCGAAACAAACACGAUUUGUUUUGUUUUUGAUUGCUUCGAUUUGGAAUAUUGGAUACAUGACAAUGGAGCUUUGUGCGUGGGUAACGUUUAACAUUUGAACUUAUUGCCAAUACUGCGUCGUUUGCCAGGGUACUUAAAAACAUAAACCUAAACCUUCCACUACCAUACUGAAAUCAAUAAAAUGAAGCAAUGAGAGUUGGAGAAUAAUAAAGAAAACUAUAACCAUCUACACAAACUGUAACCGGGGGCCCACAGUACACAAAUAUAGUAUCAAAACACAUACACUUUUGAAAUGAGUAAGCAAGGAAAUAGUGCAGAAUUGUGAAUAUUGUGUAUAAAAUAGAUGAGAUAAAUGCGACAUUCAAGAAGCAGGCAGGAGUGGUAACUGUAGUAUUAUCGGUAGAGACAAAAUUGAAGCAAAAAAGGUGAAGAAAACAUCGAGAGAAAAAAAAAACGACAUCACACAACAACCGAUAAACAAUACGCAAACAAUGUAGAAACACACAAACAUAACGGUAGCAAAAACAGAAAACAAAACAUACAAACCUACAAAAUAGAUUGAGCUAGAAGUGGUAAGGUGAAGUGUGAAUAUGAACGGUCACAGUUGUGACUACAUUCAAGUUAAUUACGUGUGUACGCGCAAGGAGAAUUAUUGUGUAACAAACAACAAAGAGGGGAGAUGUAAAACACAACCUGUUUUAAUGGUUAUCCUCUGGGUUCGUCAAGGAACAGGCAGAAGAAAAUACAAAAAAAACAUGGUUUAAUCCAAAUUUAGAGGGAGAAGAAUGAAAGAAAAAAAAAACACACACAUACACAAAAAUGAACGAAAAGUUUACCAAAAUGUGAAUUGUAUAAGUUGCUAACCGUCUAAAACUGUUUGUUUUGUAUCUUAGGUUAUGUACGUUUAAGUGUAAAUACAAAUAAACCAGGUUUUAAACAGUGAAACAGCAAUUAAUCUUUUCUGAUGGAAACUCAUUGAAAAAUUGGGAAACAAUAUAAAAACAAACAAAACAUUUAACUACGACAAGUAACAAGGCAAAAAAGAUGGUUAAGAAGGAGCAACAUAUUUGGUAGGAGUUAGCAUUAAGAGCUGUUACAAAGCAAUUGUCCAAAAGAAAGGAGCAUAAAUAAGUUUAAAACCUAUGAGAAAACAAUGAGCAUAAAAUAAAAUAAAAACACAACACAAAAGUCACUCUUUCGUGUUAGAAUUGGAAGGUACACAACAACACAGCAACAAAUGCAUCAAACGCAUUAAUCAAACGAUUGAUGUGUGUACCGGUGCGAUCUGUGAGAGCUGACAGCUCUGAACAGCAAUGUUUGAUUAGUUUGUAUAUUUGAAAGUCAAUAUGUCAUUUUUACUUUUGAAUUUGUGUACAGUUUGAAAGGUGUUUUCUUUGUUUCUGUUAAGCGACUAAUGAUGAUGAUAAUAAAACAAAAGUGAAAGUGCAGUUUAUUUGCAAAAAAAUA